Perca fluviatilis (European perch) is the source of this 1829-nucleotide messenger RNA. Its product is annotated as nuclear factor interleukin-3-regulated protein-like. Gene Ontology annotation, cellular component: nucleus. The coding region runs from base 244 to 1503 and encodes 419 amino acids. NCBI's taxonomy places the organism in Eukaryota, Metazoa, Chordata, Actinopteri, Perciformes, Percidae. The transcript has 2 exons. Gene Ontology annotation, biological process: regulation of DNA-templated transcription; circadian rhythm. Gene Ontology annotation, molecular function: DNA-binding transcription factor activity; DNA binding. The record is from RefSeq and is a predicted model, not a curated record.
CCCAGGGUGAGGAUCCGUCCCCAGCUGAACCGGUGAGCGGGGGAGGAAACGACAGAGAGCUUUUGAGGAGCAGAAACAUGCAGACGUGAUGAGAAGCUGAGAUUUCCAUUAAAGGUUUCAGCAGCUGUUUGAUUUUGAUUUGUAGCUGGUGCCAUUACUGCACACUUCACCCCAGACCAUCAACCCUCAGUCAGAUCCACACACACCUCACAGCUCCCUCAAGUGUGAAAUCAGUGUUAGAAGAUGACAGCUCAGGCUGUGGGAGGCAUCAUCCAGGACCUGUCGGUGCCCUCACUGCUGGCUGUAGAGGGGCCGGGGUCCAGGCCUCUGGGAAAGGCUGUGUCCUUCUCUGAUGAGGCUGUUUCCAUCCUGACCUCCACAAGCCAGUUGGCCCAAACCCUCCUGAGUCACACCUUUUCCCUCAAACGCAAAGAGAGCAUAGCCAACGCCGAAGCGAAGGCCGGGAGCAGCUGCGAUGAAGACAACGGCAACGCUGCACGCCGCAAACGAGAGUUCAUCCCUGCCGAGAAGAAAGAUGAUGGCUAUUGGGACAAGAGGAAAAAAAACAACGAGGCAGCCAAGCGGUCCAGAGAGAAGCGGCGGGCCAAUGAUAUGGUGCUGGAGAGGCGGGUCCUGGGCCUGCUGGAGGAGAACGCCCGCCUGAGGGCCGAGCUGUUGGCCCUGAAGUUUCGCUUCGGCCUGGUCAAGGAUCCAUCUGAGGUUUCCAUCCUGCCGCUGUCUGCACCCGUCUGUGUUCACCCAACGCCCAGUAGAAAACAUUUCUACCAGCCUCAUACUGAUGGAUCCUCAUACCCCAACACACCGCUCGGCACCCACCACGUCCACCCUCACCCUCCACAGCCAGGUGCCAUCUAUGGAUCGAGGGGAGCCGGGAUUCUGUCAAGUCAUAGUGUAUCCGAGGAAUCCGGUGUCUCCACCUCAUGUAGCUCAGAUGUGGGCAGCCCUGUGUUUUUUGAUGAAACACUGAGUGAGCGUAGUGGGCCUUCUCCGAGAGAGCUGGCGGAGGAGCAGCAGGGCUACGACCCCCACAUCUGCCCCCUGGAGACCGAUGAGAGUCAGUAUGUAAACAGACUAGACUCACCUCAGAGUUUGAGGAGCCUCCCGCACAAGCUCCGCUUCAAAGGGCCCGCUGGUUGCAGCGAUGGAGGGGAGACGUCUCCAUCCUCUGAUACCAGAACCAGUGGACCACCUGUAGCAACAGUGUGGCCAAACAUCCAGGUGGGGAACCACCAGCAGACUGGAUGGGACAGUCGGACACAGAGUCAGGCCCCUUGGUCCAGGGAGGAGGCCUGUGGUGGACUUGGGCCGCAAUAUCAGGGUCCGUCCUCUGGACAUUGUAAUUCCUCCUCCCUGCAGAACUCCAGGGACACCAAGUACUCGACAGAGGACGCCAGUCUCAGGUCUCAGAUGAGCUGUUUGUCUCAGGAAGUGGCUCAGCUCAAGAGGCUCUUCUCUCAGCAGCUGCUGUCCAAGAUCGCUUAACGCCUGAGCACAAGGACUCAAGUUAGUAGACAGAUUUCACACUACAUCUUUACAAACCAUCGAUCUUACAGACUGCUGACUCCCCACAGAACGGCACUACCCCAGUGUUAACAGCUACCUCUGAAGUGACAAAUACCUGCUUCUCUGGAAAAGCUUAGUUUUGGAGCCUGUUUGUUCUGUGACGGUCAGCACACCACUUCCAGAAAACACCAACGCAUUUUAAAAUAAUGCUUAAAGGUCCCAUGGCAUGAAAAUUUCACUUUAUGAGGUUGUUUAACAUUAAUAUGUGUUCCCCCAGUGGCUAGAAAUGGUGAUAGGUGUAAACC